AUGGACAACACAAAUCAAUCGUCUUUCUGGCAGUUCAGCGACAAUCUCCGCCACCAGACCAACACCCUGGCCGAUCUCUCCCUCAACGACUCCAUCUGGAGCGCUAGCUACGCCGCCAAGCGCCCGGCGGAGCAGCGCCGGAACUUCGAUUUCCGGAACCCAGGACCAGACGCCGGGCCAAAUCUCGCCGGCGACACCAAGACCGAUUUCAACAACCUAGGGUUUAACAACGACGUCUGGGGCUGGAAGGCACCGAUCAACGACAGCCUGAGCGGGUCCAACGUUAAUUACUCCCCUUACAACAAGGGCAGGGGCUUUGCGAACAACGUGGUGGCGAAUGGGAAGGUGAUUAAGGGCGGUAAGAAUGAGGAUGUGAAUGGGGGCAAACAUGGGAAGAAGAAUAAAGGCAACAGAGAAGGUAAUAAGGAUAACAAGAAUAACGGGAAUGGUGAGAACAAGAACGCCGUGGAUAAGAGGUUUAAGACCCUGCCGCCGGCGGAGGCCUUGCCGAGGAACGAGACAAUCGGCGGUUAUAUCUUCGUCUGCAACAAUGAUACCAUGGCUGAGAAUCUCAAGAGACAGCUUUUUGGGUUGCCUCCUCGAUACCGUGACUCAGUCCGCUCAAUAACUCCCGGGCUGCCUCUCUUCCUUUACAACUACUCAACUCAUCAGCUCCAUGGAAUUUUUGAGGCUGCGAGUUUCGGAGGGUCUAAUAUUGACCCAUCGGCUUGGGAGGACAAGAAAAAUCCCGGCGAAUCGCGCUUUCCGGCUCAGGUUCGUGUUGUGACGAGGAAGAUAUGUGAGCCGUUGGAGGAGGACUCGUUCAGGCCAAUUCUUCAUCACUAUGAUGGCCCCAAGUUCCGUCUCGAGCUGAACAUCCCUGAGGUCCUCUCUCUCUUGGACAUCUUUGAAGAGAACAAUGCUUGA
Molecule: messenger RNA, 927 nt
Organism: Striga hermonthica
Lineage: Eukaryota; Viridiplantae; Streptophyta; Magnoliopsida; Lamiales; Orobanchaceae
Source: the annotation of a GenBank genome assembly